Cordyceps militaris CM01 is the source of this 582-nucleotide messenger RNA. Its product is annotated as Histidine triad-like protein. The record is from RefSeq and is a predicted model, not a curated record. Gene Ontology annotation, molecular function: catalytic activity. Gene Ontology annotation, biological process: nucleotide metabolic process. Bases 1 to 582 code for a protein of 193 amino acids. NCBI's taxonomy places the organism in Eukaryota, Fungi, Ascomycota, Sordariomycetes, Hypocreales, Cordycipitaceae. The transcript has a single exon.
AUGUUUGACCCCUCGGCGCCGCCCGAGGACGGCUGUCCCUUUUGCGAAAUCGCCAGCAGCUUCCCGCCCUACGACCCAUGCUCGCCGCCGGCCGCGGGCGCCAUCACGCCGGGAACUUCGCGCCGCGCCGCGCCAGCCACCUUUGUCGUGCUCUCGACGGCGGCCGUCGUGGCCUUUCUCGACAUCAUGCCGCUGAGCGCCGGCCACGUGCUCGUGUGUCCGCGCGCGCACCGGCCGAAGCUGACGGACGCGACGCGGGCCGAGGCGCGCGCGCUCGGGGACGAGGUGCGCGUGCUGUCGGCGGCCGUGGCGCGCGCCACGGGCGUGGGCGACUGGAACGUGGUGCAGAACAAUGGCGCCGCCGCCGCGCAGGUCGUCCCGCACCUGCACUACCACAUCAUCCCGCGGCCCGAGAUCCGCGCCUCGGGCCGCCUCUCGUCCAGCUUCACCAUGUUUGGCCGCGGCCAGCGCGAGGAGCUCGACGACGACGAGGGCGAGGCGCUCGCGGCUGAGAUACGGAAACGCGUGGCCGAGGUGUUGAAGGAGGACGAGGAAAGGACAGAGGUCAAGGCGAAGCUGUAG